Messenger RNA from Telopea speciosissima, 769 nucleotides. RefSeq names its product protein cornichon homolog 4-like. The coding region runs from base 148 to 561 and encodes 137 amino acids. The transcript has 4 exons. Lineage: Eukaryota; Viridiplantae; Streptophyta; Magnoliopsida; Proteales; Proteaceae. The record is from RefSeq and is a predicted model, not a curated record. Gene Ontology annotation, biological process: vesicle-mediated transport.
UUCGAAGGUUGUCGUGAAGUGGUUCGGCCGUCGGACACGCAGACUAGUACAGAGAAGAAGGGUGGAACUUGAAGCUUGAAGGGCUCCUCACAUGGUCUUCUAGAAUUAAAAGGGGAAAAACACGAAAGAGGGAAGGAGGCAGGAGGCAUGUACGGAGCUUUUCUUUCAUGGCUCUUGUUCUUUUUCCUUCUAAUCGGUCUGGUUUGCCUUAUCGUCUACCAGCUCAUUUGUUUAGCAGACCUAGAGUUUGAUUAUAUCAACCCUUAUGAUUCAGCAAGACGGAUAAACAGCGUGGUUUUGCCGGAGUUUGUCACGCAAGGAGUCCUGUCGGUCCUUUUCCUCAUAACAGGGCACUGGUUUAUGUUUCUGUUGUGUAUUCCGUACCUUUACUAUAAUGUCAGAAUCUACACACGGAAGCAGCAUUUUGUAGACAUUACCGAGAUCUUCAACAUGCUCAACUGGGAAAAGAAGCUACGGCUUAUUAAGCUGGCAUACGCUAUUAUCCUUCUCUGCCUAACUUUAUUCUGGAUGAUUUAUAGUGUUUUGGAAGAUGAUGAGUAAUCUGGUGUUGUUGCUUGGUUUCGUUAUCCUUGGGAAUGCUCCCACUGUAAGUAUUAAGUGCAUUUGAAUUGCUGCAUUCUUUUAAGUAAUAUAUAGUAUAAUGCUGGAUUUUAGCAAAGCCGUGCUGGAGUAUCACAACCCAUUUUGUUGGCGAACCUCCUCUUGAAUUUUCUAUAAUGUAGAAAAGGUGAUCUGAAAUUUCAACAUA